This is a messenger RNA of Equus quagga, 1625 nucleotides long. RefSeq names its product telomeric repeat binding factor 1 (gene TERF1). The record is from RefSeq and is a predicted model, not a curated record. Gene Ontology annotation, cellular component: chromosome, telomeric region; nucleus. The coding region runs from base 12 to 1319 and encodes 435 amino acids. The transcript is spliced from 10 exons. Gene Ontology annotation, biological process: telomere maintenance. Lineage: Eukaryota; Metazoa; Chordata; Mammalia; Perissodactyla; Equidae. Gene Ontology annotation, molecular function: telomeric repeat DNA binding; protein homodimerization activity.
ACCGCUUUAAUAUGGCGGAGGGUAGCUCCUCAGCCGCUUCGAGCCCGCGGGGACGCGCGGACGGGGUGGAUGCGGAGCCCCCGGAGGAGCGGGCGGCGGCGAUGGCGAGGGACGACCAGGAGCAGUUCGAGUGCCAGGAGCUGUUCGAGUGCCAGGUGCAGGUGGGAGCCCCCGAGGCCGAGGAGGACGCCGAGCUGGUGGCCGAGGCCGAGGCGGUGGCGGCCGGCUGGAUGCUCGAUUUCCUCUGCCUCUCUCUGUGCCGGGCCUUCCGCGACGGCCGCUCCGAGGACUUCCACCGGACCCGCGACAGCGCCGAGGCUAUUAUUCAUGGACUGUCCAGUUUAACAGCUUGUCAAUUGAGAACUAUAUACAUAUGUCAGUUUUUGACAAGAAUUGCAGCAGGAAAAACCCUUGAUGCGCAGUUUGAAAGUGAUGAACGAAUUACACCCUUGGAAUCAGCCCUGAUGAUUUGGGCUUCAAUUGAAAAGGAACAUGACAAACUUCAUGAAGAAAUACAGAAUUUAAUUAAAAUUCAGGCUAUAGCUGUUUGUAUGGAAAAUGGCAAUUUUAAGGAAGCAGAAGAAGUCUUUGAAAGAAUAUUUGGUGACCCAAAUUCUUAUACGCCUUUCAAAAGGAAAUUGCUUAUGAUAAUCUCUCAGAAAGAUACAUUCCAUUCCUUUUUUCAACACUUCAGCUACAACCACAUGAUGGAGAAAAUUAAGAGUUAUGUGAAUUAUGUGCUAAAUGAGAAGUCAUCAACCUUUCUAAUGAAGGCAGCAGCAAAAGUAGUGGAAAGUAAAAGAACAAGAACAACUUCUCAAGAUAAACCUAAUGGUAACGAUGUUGAAAUGGAAACUGAAGCUAAUUUAAAUACAGAAAAAAGUGUUAGUGACAAACAGUCUGCGGUAACUGAAUCCUCAGAGGGUACAGUAUCCUUAUUGAGGUCUCACAAGAAUCUUUUCUUAUCUAAGUUGAAACAUGGAAGCCGACAGCAAGAUUUUAAUAAGAAAGGGGAAAGAGCGGAAACUCUUCAAAUUGGAAGAAGGAAGAAAAACAGUACACGAACAACUGAAAGCCAGAAAAUACGUGUUGUGAACAGUGAGCCGAUAACUCCGGAAAAACAUCGGUCGAGAAAAAAACAGGCAUGGCUUUGGGAAGAAGACAAGAAUCUGAGGUCUGGUGUGAGGAAAUAUGGCGAGGGAAACUGGUCUAAAAUACUCUUACAUUAUAAAUUCAACAACCGGACGAGCGUCAUGUUAAAAGACAGAUGGAGGACUAUGAAGAAGCUGAAACUGAUAUGCUCAGACAGUGAAGACUGAGUGUGUUUGUAAAAGCUUGAUAAAAGGACAGUUAAAUAUUUUGAUCACUGCAUUUUUUUUGAAACUUGGUGGUCACUGGUGUACCUUAAAAUUUUUGUUUAAAGCAUUACAAUAUUUUUCCAUGACACAGUCAUUUCAUUAACAUGAGGAUUUGUGCUAUAAGAGUAAGAUUAUAUGCCAUUUUUCUUUUCUUUAAGCAUCUUUUAACUUGGAUGAAAUAUAAAUUUGUUGAACCCUGGUGCUUUCAAUACCCCUAUCCCCAAAUCCUGUUCCAAUAAAAAAGUGAAAAUGUGGUAAGAGAAAAAA